CAGCAGUGGGUUUGCAUCAAAGUUGGUUUUGAAACCUGGAGUUGUGCCAUCACGGAGGUUGCCCACUUCUCCAACAGCCAGCACACCAGGGACAUCCAGAACAUCCAACAACCAUACAUCUUGCCAAACAGACCCACCUAGUCUGUCAUCCAGGGGCACACAGCUUUCUGUUGGUACUUUCAGCAAUCAUGUGAGAAGCAGAGGCACACAAACUAUAUCCUGCUCUGUAAGUGUGAGUACAACUACAGAUGAUGCACCUUGGGGACCCUCGACCUCUACGCCAAUCAAGCCAACGCCAGCUAAAAGACCUCGGCUAGCUGAAGGGGAGGAAGAUAACUGGGAAGACUCCACAGUGAUCGCUGAACCACAUGACUCCACAUAUGAUCCUGCUCAAUCCAUGACAGAUGUGUCAGAAUCCUCACAGAUAUUCACCGCCACUACACCUGGCUACACCGAUUCCAAGUACAUCGUUAGCACGAGAUGCCUACUUGAGCUUUUUGAAAAGUGUCCCAUUUGCAAACGGCCAUCUGAAGUAACACCAUGCAGACGUGGUACAUUCUUGGCCGUUUACCAGAAAUGUCCUCACUGCGGGUUUUACUGAGAGUGGAAAAGUCAGCCUGUCAUUGGGAGCUGCCCCAUCAUCAACCUCCAACUGUCUGCUGCCAUAUAUUUCACGGGCACUUCAUUUUUCCAGUUGCAAAAGGUAUUCAAAGUCAUGCACCUGAAAUCAAUUGGAUAUACCACAUUCAGAAGGCAUGCACGGACUUAUUUGGAGCCAGCAGUGAUCCACAAAUGGCAUCAGUUUCAGGAAGAAGAAUUGCAGUUUCUGAGCCAGAGAAAGGUUAAAAUUGGCGGAGAUAUGAGGGCAGACUCACCAGGUCAUUGCGCAAAGUAUGGCAGCUAUUCCUUGAUUAACCUGGAGAACAACAACAUUAUUGACAAACAACUUGUCCAGAGCAAUGAGGUUGGAGGUAGUCACAAUAUGGAGAAGGAGGGUCUGAAAAGAAGCCUUGAACUUCUGGAGUCGAAGGGUGUGGCAGUGGACUACAUUGUCACUGACCGCCAUCCCCAGAUACAAAAGUUUCUUCGGGAUCGCAAUGUGAAGCACUUCUAUGACGUCUGGCACCUUGCAAAGGGUCUGUCUAAGAAAUUGGACAAGGUGUCGAAAGAGAAGGACUGUGACAUUGUGAAGAGGUGGCGGCGUGGCAUCAGCAACCACGUCUACUGGGCAGCAACAUCAUCAUCCACCGGGGCUGAAAAGGUGGCUAAAUGGACCUCAUUGAUAAACCACAUUCAGAACAUACACAGCCACGACAACCCAGCUUUCCCCAAAUGCCUCCACCCUGUUCGCCGAACAAGAGAUCCUAAAAAGUGGUUUCAGCCAGGCACCAAAGCCCUCUAUAAAGUGGAAAAAAUCCUUACCAGCAAGAGGGUCCUGACUGACGUGGAAAAGCUGAGCUCAAAACUGUACCUGGCAGCCAUGCCUUUUAAUGAGAAUGCUGGCCGUUGCCAAGCGAAGACAAACUCAGGAAGACUGAGGUACAAACUCAGUUUCCCAAAAGCAAAAAAAGGAGCGGCUACGGUGAAAGCAGUAAAAACACAACCAACAUACUGCUAUACCCUCAGCCUGAUGCAUCUCCCCUUUGAAGAGGUAGUCCCUAACCCCCUGCCCUACUUGGAGGAAAGUCAGCAGAUUCCUGUGCCCAGUUCCCUAUCGUCCCAACACGAACGUCCACCCUUAAAAGACGCUAUUGCGGCCCAUGUAUCUCGCUUUAGAGUGGAGGAGGUUUAAAUCCAACAUAUUGGCCUUCCGCAUCAGGGAACUCCCCGCGUACGUGUUGGACCAAACAAGAGGGGAUGACAACACGUAUCUUCCUGCCAAGAUAUCCCCAGCACCAGCUGACAAACGACCUGUCGGCCAAGUACCUGCAACGGCUGUCAAAAAGCAGAGGACAUUGUUGUUUAUGUAUAUAUGGCCAAGGCUGAACUGUACAUAGUGUGUGAGUUUUGUUUUGUCAUGUGUAAAUAGAAUA
This is a messenger RNA of Gadus chalcogrammus (walleye pollock), 2033 nucleotides long. RefSeq lists its product as uncharacterized. The transcript is spliced from 11 exons. NCBI's taxonomy places the organism in Eukaryota, Metazoa, Chordata, Actinopteri, Gadiformes, Gadidae. Bases 716 to 1792 code for a protein of 358 amino acids. The record is from RefSeq and is a predicted model, not a curated record.